Messenger RNA from Xenia sp. Carnegie-2017, 557 nucleotides. RefSeq lists its product as uncharacterized. The transcript has 3 exons. The record is from RefSeq and is a predicted model, not a curated record. The coding region runs from base 8 to 457 and encodes 149 amino acids. NCBI's taxonomy places the organism in Eukaryota, Metazoa, Cnidaria, Anthozoa, Malacalcyonacea, Xeniidae.
UAUACAGAUGUUGUUUGUUUGUUUGUUUGUACGUCCAUACAGUCGAGUAAAUUUGUACAUUUGCAAAAUGCUUGAUUUUGAAGUUGCCAAUGAUUUGACUGAAGACCUCGAGGAAACGGUUGUUCCAGAUACUGCUGAUGUUUUUGAAGAUAAUUCUGUUCAAGAAAAUUCUUCACAAACUAUAUGUGAACUGGGAAAUUCUCAACAAGUCAAUGCCACACCAGAUAAUUUUGUGGAAGUUAAUCAUGCUCAUACCAAUGCUGUUCCAGCUAGUCUUGCAAAAGCUAGUCUAGUGGAGGCCAGCCAUGUUCAAACAAAUCCUGUUCCAAGCAAUGUUGUUAAUGUUGAUAAUAGUUGUGUGGAAGCUGUUUCCUUCAGGUUGAUUCAUUUUCAGUUGAGCAAAUCAUUAUGGAACCAGGUGAAAUGCCUGCUCAAAUUUUUCAGGAUGCAGAUGUAACUGAAUCCCUACUAGAUAAUAUUGAACCAGAGCCAAAUCUUGUACAACCAGCUCAAGUUAAUUUACCCGAGGAACAAUUGCAUGUGCUAGAUCUGCUAAU